UAUAACUCUUAAGAUCAUACAAUCAACCUAACAGUCGUCUACAAAUUAUUAAUUUUUCUUUGAUACUUUUAACCCUUUUUUUUAGUUGGGUAAUGGUGGAAGUAAUUAAGAUUGAUGUUGCCAUGUUUUCUCCUAUAAAAGCUAACCACCAGUAGCUGCUCUUCAAGUGAAAAUUGUCAAAUAGUCUAGCAUGGCUACAGUUCCAGCAAGAGAUAAGUACAGGUCUUUCCUGCAUGAUGAACCAGAUACCGUUCAAUGGCGACAUGGUGGCCCUCCAACAUAUGAUGCUGUUAAUCAGCUCUUUGAAGAAGGCCGAACCAAGGAAUGGGCAGAAGGAUCACUUGAAGAAACAGUGCAAAAUGCUAUUAAGUCAUGGGAGAUGGAAAUUUCCCACAAGGUUCGCUUACAAGACGUCAAGUGCAUUAACCCUGAAAAAUUCAAGCUCAUCGUUAAUGGAAGAGAAGGAUUGACAGGAGAAGAGACACUAAAACUUGGGACUUACAAUGCACUAUUGAAGAAUUCUCUACCAAAGGAGUUCCAAUACUACAAAGCAGACGAAGAAACCUUUGAAUCAUCUCAUGAAGUUUUUCGUUCAGCUUUUCCUCGUGGAUUUGCAUGGGAAAUCAUCAGUGUUUACUCUGGACCUCCUGUAAUUGCUUUCAAGUACAGGCAUUGGGGUUUCUUUGAGGGUCCUUUUAAGGGACAUGCCCCAACCGGAGAGAAGGUUGAAUUCUAUGGGUUGGGAACUGUUAAGGUUGAUGAAUCUCUCAAGGUAGAAGAAGUUGAGAUUUACUAUGACCCUGGAGAGCUAUUUGCUGGCCUAUUGAAAGGUCCGUCAAUCUCAGAAUCAGAAACUGGCCAUGAGACUUCACCUACUGAUCACGGCUGCCCGUUCCAAAACUAAAUUAAUAUGCAUUUCCGAGAGCUUUCCUGUGCUUCAAUUAGUGCCGUAUAGGCAGCAUUUGCUUUGUCAACAUCAGCUUUUUAUCUAUUUUUAUUGUCGUCAUCUACAUCUACUGUACUAAAGCACUAUCUUAAACAAUGAACCUUAUAUAUUGUGUCUUA
Messenger RNA from Durio zibethinus, 1065 nucleotides. Its product is annotated as pathogen-related protein-like. NCBI's taxonomy places the organism in Eukaryota, Viridiplantae, Streptophyta, Magnoliopsida, Malvales, Malvaceae. The record is from RefSeq and is a predicted model, not a curated record.